GAACCUCCUCCCCAAAAUCCCCAUCAUUUAAAAAAGUAAACUAAAAAGUUAGGAAACUCAAACUCACAAACAUAAGCACACUUCAUUAAAUUAAACACCUUAAUUUGUCUCACUCUCUCUCUCUCCCUAUGCAAUUGCAAUUGCAAUUUGCAACCCCAUCUUCUCACUAUAAAAUUCAAUACACAAUCCCCUGCCGACACUCACCAUUUCUGCGAGCUCAAAGCCAAUGCCUCUACGCUCCUCUCCAUCAUCAUGAAUCACAACAGAUCCCUCCUCAUCUCCUCCAAAUUCCUCCACAUAAUCUGCUCGGAGAUUUAGUGCUUUCGUCAUUCGUCUAGAAUGUACCACUCGAUGAAGCGCACUCUGCGGCCGCUCUACACCGUCAUGCUGCUCCUCGUCCUCGCCGGAACCCUAACCCUCAGAGUCGUGCUUCAUCAGAAUGGAUCCUUCUACCUCAGAUACGAAAUCGCAUCUGCUCCUCCCACCCCUAAGAUUCCGCCAUUCAACCAGACCUUAUUGAGAUUCGCCGCCCUCGACGUCGCCGAGGCCAAAUUGAAGAAGGAAAUCGAGGAUCUAUUGGAGGGGAAUUUCGCCAGCCGCGGCCGGCAGCGCUCGUUCCUCUCGUCGGGGAAGUACCACAUCGACGUCAGGCUGCGGACGUCGCGGGGGAUGCCGCUGCAGCUCCGGUCGCCGGAGUUCCGCCGCCUCUGGCAGAGCUUCCGCCGCCAGUUGAGUGAUUGGUCGAGGAACCGCAGGUUUUUCUACCCGGAUAUAAUGUCGGAGCUGGCGAACGAGAUCAAAGCUUCGAUCGAUGAAUUCAAUGGCGUGAAAGGAUCUAGGCCCAAGUAUAGAAGCUGCGCCGUAGUCGGAAACAGUGGGAUUUUACUGAAAUCCGAUUACGGCGGGAAAAUUGACAGCCACGAAGCCGUGAUCCGGUUGAACAACGCUCGAAUUAGGGGUUUCGAGCGCAAUGUAGGUUCGAAAACAAACAUCUCCUUCGCCAACAGCAACAUCUUGCAUCUCUGCGCCCGCAGAGAGGGCUGCUUCUGCCACCCUUACGGCAUGAACGUCGCCAUGGUCAUGUACAUAUGCCAGCCCGCGCAUUUCCUGGACUAUCUAGUCUGCAACGCCUCCCACAAGUCCCCAUUGAUCGUCACGGAUCCGCGAUUCGACGCGCUGUGCGCAAGAAUCGUGAAGUACUACUCGUUGAAGAGGUUUGUGACGAUGACCGGGAAGGAUGCGGCGGAGUGGGCGGCGUUCCACGACGCCGACAACUUCCACUACUCGUCCGGGAUGCAGGCGGUGAUGCUGGCGCUAGGAGUGUGUGAGAGGGUGAGCGUCUUCGGGUUCGGGAAAUCGAAGGCGGCGAGGCAUCACUACCACACUAACCAGAAGGCGGAGCUGUCGCUGCAUGAUUAUGAGGCGGAGUAUGAGUUGUAUGGAGAUUUGAUGGAGGGAUCGGGGGCGGUGGUGCCGUAUGUCUCAGAUAAGUUCAACUUCCCUCCUCUUGUAAUGUACCAUUGAUGUGCUUGUUUUGAAUAGUGUAGCUUUUUGUGAAAUUGGUUCAUUGUUUUGUUGGGAUAUGAAGAUGAGGCUGUUGUUGUCUUGCUUUUGCUGCUCAAUUGUAAAGUCAGAUUAAAGAUUAUUUACCCGUCUUGUAAUUUUAUCAUCACUUCUUCUAGUUUCUGUAGUAAUAUCCAACUGCUUCGUGAA
Messenger RNA from Salvia miltiorrhiza (redroot sage), 1713 nucleotides. Its product is annotated as beta-1,6-galactosyltransferase GALT29A. The record is from RefSeq and is a predicted model, not a curated record. The transcript has a single exon. Bases 340 to 1524 code for a protein of 394 amino acids. Gene Ontology annotation, molecular function: sialyltransferase activity. Lineage: Eukaryota; Viridiplantae; Streptophyta; Magnoliopsida; Lamiales; Lamiaceae.